AUGCGCGCUUCAGUUUGUGCUGCGACUCGCGCCUAUCCCCGUUCUCAGGCUCGUGUCUCUGCUCCUAUGGGAUCAUCAGCUGCUGUAUUACCUAGAAGCUAUUCGAAGAGGUUUCUACUGCUCGCAGACGGAGACUUCAGGUCCAUGCUGCUGGAUGCAGCAGCGGAGCAGCAGCAGCGGCAGCAGCAGCAGCUACACGGGAGUGCCAUGGCGUUGCAGCCGCUCAUCCUCUCCUCCAUCGACACUGCAUCCCGGCAGUGUAGCAGCGGUGCCUGCCUUUUUGCUGCUGCUCCGACUUUGGCAUUCGCCCUCACUGCGCGAUUCCCACAUAUAUCCUACCUGCAGCAGCAGCAGCAGCAACACACCAGCAGCAACACACACACAAACACCACUUGUAACUCGUUGUGGCGAGGUCUCAUAUUACAUCUGCGCACCGAAGAGCCACUUCGAUCCUUCAUUGGAGAAGAACUCCUCCAAAAAUGCCACAAAUUGUUUGCACUUCUCUGGAAAGCCCAUAUGGCGCAUCGUCAGCUGCAUGCGUCAUGGCUACGAGGCUGUGCGCUUCAAAAGCAGCUGCGGCAACAGCAGCGAGCGGCAGCAGCUGCAGCAGCCGCAGUUCCUGAAAGAAAUUUAGUCUCAAGGGCUACUGCUGCAGCUCGCGAAGAGAUCCUCAUUCUGCAAAUCUCCCAACUAACGCAUCUUCUGAAUGAAAUGCUGCAUUUCUCGAGGCAGUGGCUUCAUUUCGCGCAUGAGGAGGUCCUCUCGCCCAAUUGGCGCAUCUUCUACAAGGCUAUUCCUCGCUGCCGGGAUGUUGAUGAAUUUCUCGGUUUGUUGUGGCAGUGCAUCCAGCAGCAACAUGACGGGUUGUUUCUUUUCGAUGCAAAGGAAGCAGCAGCAGCAGCGGCAGCUGCUGCUGCUGCUGAGGGUGACGACAGCAGCAAUAUCAGCGUGCAGCUGCAUGCGCUGAUCCAGGAAAUGCACGAGGCAUGCUCCGCAAUGGCGUCGAGAGCUGAGUUUCGCUUCGCCACAGUAGCAGAGCAGCAACUUCAGGGGACGUCAGAAGUUCGUAUGCCAACGGCAGCAGCAGCUGAUGCUGGCAGCAGCAGCAGCAACAGCAGCAGCAACAGCAACAGCAACAGCAGCAACAGCGUGCUGGCGGUGGAAGAGCGACGACAGGCUUUCAGGCAUCAAAUGCUGCGACUAUUGCAGCUUUUGGAUGCAAAGCAAAGCGAAGUUCGUGCAGCAGCAGCAGCUGCAGCACAAGCAGCCAGCAACAGCAGCAGCAGGAGUCGAAUUUAUUUGGAUCAUUGCAUGGCGAUUAGGUCCUUACGCGUGCGGUUGGAUUUUAAUGAUUUUUACGAGCAUCAGCGCCAGAUCCACGCGGUGUCACCGCACACGCAAGGAGACAGUUCUGUAACUCGCUUCCCCUCGUUGUUGUUACAGCAGCAGCAUGCAAGAACCACCCCCGCAGGGGGCAGCAGCAGCAAGGGAAGCCUCGGGGACCCCCCUGACAAGCGCUCUGAUGAAUUUGCUGGCACAGCGCGGCAGCCUUCCUGCGGCAGCCACGAAACAGUGCUUCCUACGCCACGAGAAGCGCCAACUUUUGUCUCCAAGCUACAGCAGCAUCUGCUGCAGCAGCAGCAGCAGCAGCACCUUGCCGACGAUAUCACAAGGCCACCCACGGCAGGCGAAGCCUCAGGUCCAACGUCGCCUCUGCCGCUAGGACAAGCAGCAGCAGCAGCAAAUUCGCCGAAUUAG
Molecule: messenger RNA, 1758 nt
Organism: Cyclospora cayetanensis
Lineage: Eukaryota; Apicomplexa; Conoidasida; Eucoccidiorida; Eimeriidae
Exons: 11
Coding region: 1-1758 (585 amino acids)
Biological process (GO): meiotic cell cycle; mitotic cell cycle; microtubule nucleation
Cellular component (GO): equatorial microtubule organizing center; centrosome; spindle pole
Molecular function (GO): microtubule minus-end binding; gamma-tubulin binding
Source: RefSeq, a predicted model, not a curated record